Messenger RNA from Gymnodraco acuticeps, 1705 nucleotides. RefSeq names its product armadillo repeat containing 7 (gene armc7). Lineage: Eukaryota; Metazoa; Chordata; Actinopteri; Perciformes; Bathydraconidae. The coding region runs from base 97 to 675 and encodes 192 amino acids. The transcript is spliced from 3 exons. The record is from RefSeq and is a predicted model, not a curated record.
CCACAGUGUUAUUCACAGUGCCAGUGCAUAAGGCAAGUUUGUGUUCAGAAAUAGUUUAUUUAUUAUAACUAGAGUUAAUAUAGUUAAGCUAAUAACAUGUGGAAGAAAGAUUCGUCCGAGGGCUCUGACCGGUUUGAAUAUUUACAAACUCUGGUCACUGAGUUUCAGGACACAGACAGUGAAGAGGCAAAGGAGCAGGUGCUGGCUAACCUUGCUAACUUUGCAUACGACCCAAACAACAUGGAGAAUCUAAGGGAGCUGCAGGUGCCCGACCUCUUUUUGGACAUGCUCACUGAGGACAAUGCCAAUUUUGUGGAGUUUGGGAUGGGGGGGCUGUGUAACCUGAGUAUGGACCCUGAAUGCCGAGACGUUAUCCUGCAGAGCAACGGGAUCAGUUUGGUCACAAAUUGCCUGUCGAACCAGAGAGAGGAGACAGUCCUGUCAGCCAUCACUACACUGAUGAACCUCACUACGCCCUCGUCACGCGCUGAGAUCACUGAUCCGGCCAUCCUGCAGUGCAUGCUGCGUUUCUCGCUCUCAGAGAGCCCCCGCCUGCGCAGCCUGGCCGCUGUGUUCCUGCAGGACGGCUGCAGUCAGGAGCAGGUGGCCCGGGCGGAGCAGCAGAUGCAGGGGCAGCAGACUGCAGUCGGCAUCCCGCUGCCCAAGGACGAUUGAUUUGUGAGAAGAUACGUUUGCUCUCUAUGAGAGUAUAAGAAACAUUUGACACUUUAUGGCCCCACAUAUACACCUGCUGCAGGGAUUGCAUCAUUGAUGUUGGGUGAGCAGGUCUGUCUCACAGUCAGUGUUGCAGUUCUUCUUAAAGGUUCUGGAUCGGGUCAAGGUCAGAGCUCUGUGCAGACUAGUCAUGUUCCUCUAUAUCAAACUCGAAAAACAUUUCUUUAUGGUGCUGGCUUUGUGCAAGGAGUACAUUGUCCAGUUCAAAAGGAAGGAUAGGAACUGUGUUUAAGGGGAUAUUUUUGUUGACGAAAAUAUCAAUUUAUCCUUUAUUCUCCAUCAAAUAGUUUUCAUUCAAAGUUGAAGAAUCCAUAAUCUGUUGAAACGUUUUUCAUAUUUGUUUACCUAAACAAAUGCAUUCCUCUGUUCAGUGUUAAUGUGUUUUGCAGAAUGAACAGUCUUUAUUUUAAGAAGUCCAUGACCAUUAGCAUAUACUGCUGUAGCAGUGUAGUACGGUUUGGUAAAAGCUACAUUGUUUCUGUUUACAGAUCCUCUGCUGUGUAUGAACAGCUGAUAUAUUCUGCUAGCAUACACACAGAACAGAUAGCUAGCACACAUUUAAGCGUAGUGCCUUUUUUUCUCCAAAAGUUACUGGAUAGUUUUUGCAGGGCUGUUUUGUGAGAGAUGAAUACAGUCGAUAGCUAAUUGCCUAGAAACAGCAUGUGAAGAAUGUAACUAAGUUGACUUGCAUAAGGUUGUAUACAAAGGGUUCAGAGAGACCACAUCUCUUUUGUAAUGCCAGAUUCACUGACUGUAAGAUCAAUAUCAGAACCUAUUUCCUGCCAAAAUGUACAUUCCUUCUGCUCUGAAGUUAUUUCCUAAGACCCAGGAAGGAUGCUGGAGAAUUAUAGCCAACUAGUUGACUAUUGAACUCUGUGCUCUCUUUAAGAAUGUCAUGUUCUAUUACAUUAAAUUCCAACCCAAAAAUAUGUGAAAUGAAAAGUGUUAAAUAAACCAAGAGCCACGAGAA